GCGGCUCCCUCUCCCGGCGCGGCCGGGCGGGCGGGCUUGGGACUUGUCCGCGGGCGGUGAGGGAUGGAGGCUGGGCCAGGGGCUAGUGCCUUCCUCGGGGCGGGGGGAUGGCCAGCAUUUAGUCUUGGCCAUGCUGAGGUUGCGCGCGCGCGCGCGCGCGCGCGUGUGUAGUGGGGGCGGGGGCCUGGGGUAUCCAUUGCAGAUCUGUCUGCCCGUGAUUGUAGGGACAAUGGUCGUAGACCUGGGAAUCCCAACACUAGCCAGCACAUGAUGAUUGCCCAGUAAGUGAGGAGGACGGUUGAUGCAGGGUGCCUAGAGGAUAGUGCCCUGUCUUGAGAUGAGAAAACUCCCCAAAGAAGAUGAGACUUACGUUGAAUUUUACUUGGAGCAGACUGUCCAAAAGAGUGGAAUGGGAAGAGGAAGUAGAAGGUGCCAGAUCAUAGGAUGGGUUUAGUAAAUGAGUGUGUGGUUGAAUGAAUGUAUGAGGUCCAGUUUCUCAACUCAGUUCUUAUAAUCUGGCAGCCCAGCAUGCCGUGGGGUUCUGCACUGGGGUGGGUGGGAAGUAAGCUUGACACUUCGGUCCUUUCCAGCUCUAAAAUUGACUCAGAGUUUCAUUAGGAUGCGUUUUUUAUUCUGGGAAAUGUGAAACAAGGCUCUGGUGCAAAGUCUACUGUGCCCCAAGAUACCUUUGGGUGAGGGGCCUUUUCAGAAACCUGUCUAGUUAAUUUACGAGAGGGGCGGUUAUAGGCAAUAGAAAUAGUAGUAAUCUGUGAGACCUUGAGCAACUUAUCUCUAUACUCAGUUUCCCCUUCUGCAAAAACAAACAAAACCCCACAGCCUCCCUCACAAGUUGCUAUUAGAAUUGAAUGAGAUACAAACGUGAAUUUAAAUUGAUCCUGAUACAUAGAAACCUCAGUCAGAAUUGAUACUUAUAUCCGGAAAGGCAAGCCCUGAAAGGGUAGCAAAUUUGCCAAGAGUUAACAAACUUGCACUUAACAUGCAUAGGAAUCACCUGGAGUGCUUCUUUUAAAAUACUUAUUCUUUGGUUCCACUUGUAGAGGAUUUUAUUCCAGAGGUCUAGGACGGGGCCAGAUAACUUGCAUUUCUUAGCAAGGUUUUUAGGGCAGGUGAUCUAGGGACUGACUGUUUGGCCACCUUCAAAUGGGUACUGGUUAUGAGACAUGCAUGUGUGUGUGUGUUUGUCUGUGUGUCCGUGGUUCACCCUAUUGGCUGUGGGAGCAGUCACCUCCCCAGAUUGUUUGCUUUUGCAGCCAGUAACUGGUUUGAAAUUCAAGAAGUCAUUUCAUUGGUGAAGGAGAGUGGAUGCUGGAGAAAGGGAGUGGAUCAUGGCCUCAUCAAUAGGACCGAGUAUGUUUUUCCUGCUAGGGCCUGGCACUGUCCCCAGUUGCCUGCUGCCAGGUUACAGCUAUUGGGCAAUCAUGUACUUCCUGGCUUUCCUUUUCUCUUUCUCUUUCUAUAAAGUGUGAGGGCCCGGUGAGGCUCCAGGCUUGAGACCACUGGGCUCAGGCUUUGUCAGGCGCUCAGCUGGAAAAUAGCUGCUCGUAGCAUGUGCGUCUUGUUGAAAGACAGGCUGGGCUGGGGGACUGGGGUGGCCCAGAAACUGGGAAACUGAGAUUGAAGUUGAGAUCCCAUCAGACUCUUGACCUGGGUCACUGUAUGUGCACCUGUGUGUGUGUGUGUGUGUGUGUGUGUGUGUGUGAGAGAGAGAGAGAGAGAGAGAGAGAGAGAGAGAUUGAUGUCAUUGAUUCUGGAAUGAGAUAAACCAGCUUUCAGUUUUCAAACCCCAUUGGCUGAAGCAGGAAUUCCGGCUCUUAUGACAUCAGAACAGAGAGAAUUCAGAAGGUACUCCCUGGCCUCCCGCCUCUGGCGGUGCGCAGGGGCCCAAGGUGGCCAUCAAGUCAAUCCGGAAAGACAGAAUCAAAGAUGAGCAAGACUUGAUGCACAUUCGGCGAGAGAUUGAGAUCAUGUCAUCACUCAACCACCCCCACAUCAUUGCCAUCCACGAAGUGUUUGAGAACAGCAGCAAGAUUGUGAUCGUCAUGGAGUACGCCAGCCGGGGCGACCUGUACGACUACAUCAGUGAGCGGCAGCGGCUCAGUGAGCAGGACGCCCGCCAUUUCUUCCGGCAGAUCGUCUCGGCCGUGCACUAUUGCCACCAGAAUGGGGUUGUCCACCGUGAUCUCAAGCUGGAGAAUAUCCUCUUAGAUGCCAAUGGAAAUAUUAAGAUUGCAGACUUUGGGCUCUCCAACCUCUACCGCCAGGGCGAGUUCCUGCAGACGUUCUGUGGGAGCCCCCUGUACGCCUCCCCUGAGAUCGUCAACGGGAAACCCUACACGGGCCCAGAGGUGGACAGCUGGUCCUUGGGUGUCCUUCUGUACAUCCUGGUCCAUGGUACCAUGCCCUUUGAUGGGCAGGACCAUAAGACGCUGGUGAAACAGAUCAGCAACGGGUCCUACAGGGAGCCGCUUAAACCCUCUGAUGCUUGUGGCCUGAUCCGGUGGUUGUUGAUGGUGAACCCCACCCGCCGAGCCACCCUGGAGGAUGUGGCCAGUCACUGGUGGGUCAACUGGGGCUACGCCACCCGCGUGGGGGAGCAGGAGGCUCUGCACGAGGGCGGGCACCCUGGCAGCGACUCUGGCCGGGCCUCCAUGGCUGACUGGCUGCGGCGGUCCUCUCGCCCGCUCCUGGAGAAUGGGGCCAAGGUCUGCAGCUUCUUCAAGCAGCACGCGCCUGGAGGCGGGAGCAUCGCCCCAGGCCUGGAGCGCCAGCAUUCGCUCAAGAAGUCCCGCAAAGAGAACGACAUGGCCCAGUCUCGCCAGGGGGACCUGGCUGACGAUCCCUCUCUCCGCCCCGGCAGGGGCAACCUCAAGCUGCCGAAGGGCAUUCUCAAGAAGAAGGCACCAACCUUGUCAGAAGGGGCAAGGGCAGACCCCGAGCCCAGCCUGGGCCCUGCGAGCCCAGGGCAGGCUGCCCCCCUGCUCCCCAAGAAGGGCAUCCUCAAGAAGUCUCGGCAGCGGGAAUCUGGCUACUACUCCUCUCCGGAACCCAGUGAAUCUGGGGAGCUCCUGGACACCGGCGAUGUGUUUGUGAGUGGGGACUCUGAGGAGCAGAAGCCCCCCCAGGCCUCAGGGGUGCCCCUCCAUCGCAAAGGCAUCCUCAAACACAAUGGCAAGUUCUCCCGCACAGCCCUGGAGCUCCCAGCCCCUUCCACCUUCGGCUCCUUGGAUGAACUGGCCUCCCCUCACCCUCUGGCCCGGGCCAGCCGCCCCUCCGGGGCUAUGAGUGAGGACAGCAUCCUGUCCUCUGAGUCGUUUGACCAGCUGGACUUGCCUGAACGGCUCCCCGAGCCCCUGCUGCGGGGCUGUGUGUCUGUGGACAACCUCAUGGGGCUUGAGGAGCCCCCCGCAGAGGGUUCUGGAAGCAGAGGCCUGAGGCGCUGGUGGCAGGACCCCCUGGGGGAUAGCUGCUUUUCCCUGACAGACUGCCAGGAGGUGACAGAGGCCUACCGACAGGCACUGGGGGUCUGCUCAAAGCUCAGCUGAGGGUUGGGGGGGCGCCGCCCCAUCCUGGGUAGGCUCUAAAAUGCAGCUGCACCCUGAGGGGAGACCACCACCGCCCCUGCCUCCUAAGACUAGUAUCCUGGCCAGGAAGGCUGAGGUGGUUUGCACUUGAGCCCUAGAGAGGGCUGGACGGGAAGUGGGCAAGUCAAGUGCAUUGAGGGUUCCAAGCCUUUGGCCCUGUGGAGCAGAGAAGAGAGUAGAGGGAAAGCUAGUAGAGGGAGGAGGGGAAGGCCUGUGGCCGAGAGUCCGGGUUGCCUGCUUCUGGUUCACACAGUAGGGCCACAGACACCAGGAAAGAACACUCUCUCAGUGCCAGUCUCCUUUCUUGCAGUAAGUUUUGUGCGUGGUGACUUCCUGCUAAGGUGGGGAUGGGAACUCCUCAGAUACAGGUCCCAUCCCCAUCAACCACUAAAACUGGAACGUGGCACCCCCCGCAAUGUGCCUGGGGUGUCCUGGGAAUGGUCUCCUACGGUGUACCCUUAUUUAUCUCAACAGUAAGAGAACCCAACCUUUAUCUCCUCGAAGGUUUUCUCCUCUUUCCCGUCCUCCAAACCCGGCCCAAGCCUCCUGGAGUCGCUGCUAGGGAUCUAAAAGACUCAAAAAGGCUCAGGCUGCUGCUA
Messenger RNA from Panthera uncia (snow leopard), 4201 nucleotides. It is a transcript of the gene NUAK2, whose product is annotated as NUAK family kinase 2. Gene Ontology annotation, biological process: microtubule cytoskeleton organization; intracellular signal transduction; protein phosphorylation. Gene Ontology annotation, cellular component: cytoplasm. The coding region runs from base 1959 to 3563 and encodes 534 amino acids. Lineage: Eukaryota; Metazoa; Chordata; Mammalia; Carnivora; Felidae. Gene Ontology annotation, molecular function: ATP binding; protein serine/threonine kinase activity; tau-protein kinase activity. The record is from RefSeq and is a predicted model, not a curated record. The transcript is spliced from 7 exons.